AUGGCUGAGAACGUCGUCUCUUUUCUUUUGCAAAGGCUCGGUGAUUUGCUCACAGAAGAAGUCAACUCCUUGAUCCAGGUCCCCAACCAAGUUAGGCUGUUGCAGCAAGAGCUACAGAUUAUGCGCAGCUUCCUAAGAGAUGCAGAUUCAAGACAAGAAAAAGAAGCAUCUGUACGAGAGUUCGUUGCACAAAUCAGAGAUGCUGCUUAUGACGCGGAAGAUGUCAUCGAUAAAUUUGCUCACAAAAUAGAAUCCGAACGCAACCGUAGGAGGAACAAGAUCUGUAUGUCUUACAGAUUUUUUAAAUACGGCAGAAAAGUAAAAAUGCUGCACAACGUUGGGUCAAAGAUUGAGGAGAUCAAGGGCCGCAUCUCUCAACUGAGGGUGAACCUAGAAACAUAUGGCAUAAGGAGAUUGAAGGAAGAAGAGGGGCCGAGCUAUUCUGACAGGGUUGUGACCAACUUACGCCGCACUCGCUCUUACUCCGUCAACCAUAAUGUUGUUGGUUUGGUGGAAUCUGCCCAGACAUUAGCGACUGAGCUUGUGAAACCAGGAAACUCCGGCAGUCGAGUGGUUUCAAUAUGUGGAAUGGGAGGGUUGGGCAAGACCACUCUGGCUAGGAAGGUUUACCAUCAUGAUGAAGUUAGGGAUCAUUUUUCUCACUUCAUUUGGGUGUGCGUAUCUCAACAAUAUCAAACAAGAGACAUUUGGGAGCAAAUUCUGUUUAAACUUACGUCCCCUGGAGAAAAGGAGAGAGAGAAGAUCGCAAAGAUGAAAGAUGAUGAGGUAGCUAAAGAACUUUUUGUGCUACUUCAAAAGAUGAGAAGCUUGGUGGUUCUUGAUGAUAUAUGGGAUGCGAAUGCGUGGUCAUUGCUAAGUGCAGGGUUUCCAACUCAAGAGGACACAGAAACCAAAGUGCUACUUACAUCGCGCAACAAAGGCGUAGCAUAUCGAGCAGAUCCGAGAGGUUUCCUCUAUGAACCAUCGUGUCUAAAUGAUGAAGAUAGCUGGGAUCUGUUUCAUAAGGUAGCAAUUUUUCAAAGAGUGCAAGCUUAUGGAGAUCACCCACCAGCUACAAGGGCAAAAAAUUCUGAAAAUCCUUUCAUAACAGUGGAACGCAUGGAAAAACUUGGGAAACAAAUGGUAACACAUUGUCGUGGUCUGCCGCUGGCCAUUAUUGUGCUUGGAGGUGUUUUGGCAACAAAACGUUUCAUUGAUGAAUGGGAGACAGUACAUAAAACUAUCAAAUCACACUUGAAAACAAUCAACGGUGACCAAAGAAGUACUGAGUUGGGAGUUACGGAGGCGUUAGCACUAAGUUACGAUGAUUUGCCAUAUCAGUUGAAACCAUGCUUCCUUCAUUUAGGCCAAUUUCCAGAGGAUUUUGUAAUGCCUACACGGAGACUAAUCAAUCUGUGGGUUGCAGAAGCCAUGAUACCAUCUGAAUCAUCAAAUGAAAGAGAGAACGAGGAAACAUUAGAGGAUGUAGCAUAUCGUUACUUGACAACGUUGGCAGAAAGGUAUUUGGUUCAAGUGGAGAAAAGAAGUUCAACCGGAAGGAUUAAAAGUUGCCGCAUGCAUGAUCUUAUACGAGAACUAUGUUUGACAAAGGCUGGGCAGAAUGAUUUCUUCCAAAUCAUAGAACUUCGUGACAGUAACAGGAAAAUGGAGUUGUUCUCUUCGCCAAUGAUUAAUAGACCAAAUUCAAUAGGUAGAAUCCGCAGAAUUUCCAUUUAUUUCAAAAAAUUUAGCGGGUUUAUCUCUUUGGGAAAUGAAGAAUGUCCUCCAGUUAGGUCUGCAUUGGGAUUCAGCAACAACAUACAGAGUGCAAUAGGUCAGGAGCUGAUUGAAUCCAUAGUCAGCAGGUUCAAGUUUCUUAGAGUCCUAGAUCUUGAAGAUAUUCGAGGAUUUGCAAUACCAAAAGGAAUAGGGAAUUUGAUCCAUUUAAGGCUUUUGACUGUAAAUUCUGCUUGGACAGGUGUGCUUUCAUCAUCUAUAGGCAACUGGAGAUUCUUGUUGGCCCUAUACAUAGAUCCAAACAAUUCAGCAGAACUAAUUCCAGAUGUGAUUUGGAAGAUGAAAAGAUUGAGGCAUUUGUAUCUUCCAAUGGAAUAUGGUAAGCGUACCAGGAAGUUACGGUUUGCUAAUCUCAAUGACCUGCAGACCUUAAAAAACUUUCCAGCAGAGAUAGCAGAUGUGAAGGAUCUGACCACACUGCCCAAUCUCAGAAAAUUAGUAAUAUAA
This is a messenger RNA of Prunus avium (sweet cherry), 2244 nucleotides long. RefSeq names its product putative disease resistance RPP8-like protein 2. The record is from RefSeq and is a predicted model, not a curated record. Gene Ontology annotation, molecular function: ADP binding. Gene Ontology annotation, biological process: defense response to other organism. NCBI's taxonomy places the organism in Eukaryota, Viridiplantae, Streptophyta, Magnoliopsida, Rosales, Rosaceae.